Carcharodon carcharias (great white shark) is the source of this 4311-nucleotide messenger RNA. RefSeq names its product DENN domain-containing protein 5B. The record is from RefSeq and is a predicted model, not a curated record. Gene Ontology annotation, molecular function: guanyl-nucleotide exchange factor activity; small GTPase binding. NCBI's taxonomy places the organism in Eukaryota, Metazoa, Chordata, Chondrichthyes, Lamniformes, Lamnidae. The coding region runs from base 265 to 4245 and encodes 1326 amino acids. The transcript has 23 exons.
AGAGAGGAUACAGUGUAGAGUCAGACUAAGCCGGGAGAGUGAGAGUGGAGCUCAGGCAGCAUUACAGCAACAGAUAGGAGCACACAGGGACCGGGCGGAGCAGCUCCGUCAGGAUACAGUCAGCCCAGGGGCAGAGAAAAGCACUGGAGCUCGCUUCCCCUUCCCCAGGAGGGAGCUUCUGCCAUGGGCAAGGCGGAGAGAGAAUGAGCGGAGCGAAGCUCACCCCCAGCGCCCAGCAGCAGCAGCAGCAGAAACGCCGCCAAGAUGACCAGCUCCAGCUCGGGAUCCUGCCGCUUCGCCGACUACUUCGUGCUGGCCGGUAUCGACACGGACAGCGGGCUGGAACCUGACGAGCUCUCGGCACUAUGCCAGUGGCUAGAAGCAGAGCGAUAUGGCAGGAGCCAAGAUAAUCCAUGUCCAAACAAAGCCUCAGGAGAAAACUUUGAUCAGAGCCCAUUGAGGAGAACAUUCAAGUCCAAAGUGUUAGCCCACUAUCCCCAGAAUGUGGAGUACAACCCUUUCGACCAGGAUGCUGUUAAUAUGCUCUGCAUGCCAAAAGGGCUUUCCUUCCGAACACAGGCUGAAAGCCGAGAUCCGCAGUUCCAUUCCUUCCUCAUCACUCGUGAAGAUGGCUCGCGCACCUAUGGCUUUGUGCUCACCUUCUACGAAGAGGUUACCUGCAAGCAGAUCUGCAGUGCCAUGCAGACCCUCUAUCAGAUGCACAACGUGGAGCAGUACAGCAGCGUUUACGCCUCGUCCUCUUGCAGCAUGGACUCGCUGGCGAGCAGCAUCGACGAGGCGGACAGCACCUCACUGGCUAAGCUGCAGCGCUACAACUCGUACGACAUCAGCCGGGACACCCUGUACGUGUCAAAGUGCAUCUGCCUGAUCACCCCGCUGCCAUUCAUGCAGGCCUGUCGGAAAUUUCUGCUGCAGCUGCACAAGGCGGUGAGCUCUCAGCAGCCCCCGCCUCUUCCCCUGGAGAGCUACAUACACAAUGUCCUCUACGAGGUGCCGCUGCCCCCACCUGGCCGCUCGUUGAAAUUCUCUGGGGUCUACGGGCCGGUUAUUUGCCAGCGACCCGGGCUCAGUGAGCUGCCCCUGUUUGAUUUCCCUCUGCGGGAAGCCUUUGAACUACUGGGUUUGGAAAAUCUGGUUCAGCUCUUCACCUGCGUGCUCCUGGAGAUGCAGAUACUUCUGUACUCACAAGAUUACCAGCGGCUAAUGACGGUGGCUGAAGGAAUCACAGCACUCCUCUUCCCUUUCCAGUGGCAGCAUGUCUACGUUCCCAUCCUCCCGGCUUCCCUGCUGCACUUUCUUGACGCUCCAGUUCCGUACCUGAUGGGUUUGCAAUCCAAGGAGCCCAAUGACCGGUCCAAGUUGGAGCUCCCACAAGAGGCCAAUCUAUGUUUCGUGGACAUUGACAACCACUUCAUCGAGCUCCCAGAGGACUUCCCCCAGUUUCCUAACAAGCUGGAAUUCAUCCAGGAAAUCUCUGAGGUGCUGCUUCACUUCGGAAUUCCCCCCGAGGGGAACCUGCAUUGCAGCGAGAGUGCCACCAAGCUGAAAAACCUGGUGUUGGACGACCUGGUCAAUGACAAAAAGAACGGCAACCUGACUAGCAACACCAUCAACAUGUACGAGCUGCUGAAGGGCAACGAGACGCUGGCUCGGCUCCAGGCGUUGGCGAAGCGGACUGGGGUUGCCGUCGAGAAGAUGGAAAUCGCGCCCCCGCCAGCAGCGGAGAAGGAGAAGGACACUAAGUGCCAGUGCAGCGAGGAAGAGCUGCGUGAUUACAAGCUCACCGUGCAACUCCGUGAAGUGUUUGCCAACCGCUUCACCCAGAUGUUUGCCGAUUACGAGGCCUUUGUCAUCCAACCCACUCAGGAUAUGGACUCGUGGCUCACCAAUCGUGAGCAGAUGCAGAAUUUCGACAAGGCUUCGUUUCUGUCCGACCAGCCAGAGCCCUACCUCCCCUUUCUCUCCCACUUCAUAGAAACGCAGAUGUUUGCGACCUUCAUUGACAACAAGAUUGUGUCGCUGUGGGAAGAGAAGGACCCGCUUCUCAGAGUGUUUGAUUCGCGCAUUGAGAAAAUGAAGAUCUACAGUGUUCGCAUCCCCACGUUACGCACCUCAAAUUAUCAGAAGUGCACUGUCUUGAAAGAAGCUGCUCAAGCUAUUGAGCAACGCCUGGUGAAGAUUGACCACACUGCUAUCCACCCACACCUGCUGGACAUGAAGAUUGGGCAGGGCAAGUAUGAGCACGGAUUCUUCCCCAAACUCCAGUCCGAUGUACUGUCAACAGGGCCGACCAAUAACAAUCGAUGGGCCAAUCGAAGCACCACAGCUCAGCGAAGGAAAGACCGUCUCCGGCAGCAUUCCGAACAUCUGGCACUGGACAACGAUCUGAAAGAGCCAGCAGAGAGGCAACUGCUUCAGAACAACUCCAUGGCCUUCUGGGAGUGGGACCAGGGUCCGCCCCCUCCCGUACGACCUCCCAAAAAAUCCUUCUCCGAGUGCUCAUUGAAGUACAUCCAGGAGGCCCGGAGUAUAGGAAAGAGCCUGCGGCAACCCAAACUCUCUGAUCUGUCACCGGCUGUCAUUGCACAAACUAACUGGAAGUUUGUAGAAGGUCUGCUGAAAGAAUGUCGCAUCAAGACCAAACGGAUGCUGGUGGAAAAGAUGGGACAUGAAGCAGUAGAGCUGGGACAUGGAGAGGCAAACAUCACUGGCUUGGAAGAGAACACGCUGAUAGCCAGUCUGUGCGAUCUCCUGGAGAGAAUCUGGAGCCACGGGCUGCUUAUCAAGCAGGGGAAAUCAGCACUCUGGUCCCACCUACUCCACUAUCAGGAGAGUGAGGAGAAGCGAGAAGCAACGGUGGAGACCCCAGUUGCAGCUGGGCCAGAACGGCGGAGGUCGGAUUCAGGACUGAACUUGCCGACCCUCAGGGUCUCCCUCAUCCAUGACAUGAGGCACGUCCAACACAUGAGCGAGAUCAAGACAGAAGUAGGCCGAGCCCGGGCCUGGAUAAGGCUGUCCCUUGAAAAGAAGGUGCUUUCUCAGCAACUCAAGCAGCUCAUGUUCAACCAAGCUCUUAUCAAGAAAUUGUACAAGCGUUAUGCCUUUCUGCGCUGUGAGGAUGAGAAGGAGCAAUUCCUUUACCACCUGUUGUCACUCAAUGCUGUGGACUACUUCUGCUUUACCAGUGUGUUCACGACAAUCAUGAUCCCAUACAGAGCUGUCAUUAUUCCGAUCAAAAAGCUGAGUAACUCCAUCACUACCUCCAAUCCUUGGAUCAGUGUGUCGGGUGAGCUGGGGGACACUGGGGUGAUGCAGGUCCCCAAGAACGUUUUGGAAAUGACUUUUGAGUGCCAGAAUCUGGGCAAACUGACCACAGUUCAGAUCGGCCACGACAACUCAGGCCUGUUGGCUAAGUGGCUGGUGGAUUGCGUGAUGGUCCGGAAUGAGAUUACUGGUCACACUUACAGGUUCCCCUGCGGCCGGUGGCUCGGGAAAGGGGUAGAUGAUGGCAGUUUGGAGCGGAUCCUGGUUGGUGAACUGAUCACCCCGGUCGUGGAGGAGGACCUGAGCAAGCAGUGCCGCACUCCGCCUCAGCUACGAUCCCCAACCAUCGCAAGGCGCCUCAGCAUCACGUCCCUCGGAGGGAAGACAGGCAAACCCAACGCUGGCCAAAUCCAGGAAGGAAUUGGGGAAUCUAUAAAUAACAUUGUGAAGCACUUUCAUAAACCAGAAAAAGAGAGAGGCAGUCUGACCAUCCUGCUGUGUGGGGAGUUUGGCCUGGUCUCUGCCCUCGAGCAAGUCUUUCACCAUGGCUUCAAGUCUGCUCGGCUCUUCCAGAAGAACGUCUUCAUCUGGGACUUUAUAGAGAAAGCUGUCACCUACUUUGAAACAGCCGAAGAGGAUGAGGAGUCACAAGAGAACCUGCUGCAGCUGAAAGUCUGCUCUGCAACGUUCUGUCAGUAUGUCAACGCGAUUACUGCAGCCCCUCGGAGUAUCGGAAAAGAUGGAAAGUUACAGCUGCUGGUCUGUCUUGGGGCAAGGGAUCAUUUGCUGCCCCAGUGGAUCCCGCUGCUUGCGGAGUGCCCGGUGAUCUCCAGGAUGUACGAAGAUGGCGCCCUGCUCCGGGACCAUGCAGCCGUCAACUCGCUGAUCCGGGUGCUGCAGACCCUGCACGAGUUCAACAUCACGCUGGAAGCGUCGCUGGUCAAGGGCAUCGACCUGUAGCGUUGGGUUUUCAAAGGGAGGAGACCCUUCCCCCAUCCUGCCUGUCUUCCUCUGACAUACAUUGAG